This is a messenger RNA of Pipistrellus nathusii (Nathusius's pipistrelle), 246 nucleotides long. Lineage: Eukaryota; Metazoa; Chordata; Mammalia; Chiroptera; Vespertilionidae. The record is from the annotation of a GenBank genome assembly.
AUGGCGUACAGCGGCCUCACGGUGCCGCUGAUCGUGAUGAGCGUGUUCUGGAGCGUCGUGGGCCUCCUGGUGCCCUGGUUCAUCCCCAAGGGUCCCAACCGGGGAGUGAUCAUCACCAUGUUGGUGACCUGUUCAGUUUGCUGCUAUCUCUUUUGGCUGAUUGCAAUUCUGGCCCAGCUCAACCCUCUGUUCGGACCGCAGCUGAAAAACGAAACCAUCUGGUAUCUCAAGUAUCACUGGCCUUGA